CGUAUGUGGGCAAAGAACAGAGAGCAUCCGUCCAGAGACACACACCACAGUCUACAGAACAACGAGUACCCCUCCAUUUCCUAGUUAAGGGCACUUACGCUUCUUCCGAAGCUCCGUGUACCGUGGGGCCGGCUACUUGCAGCUAAAGGAGACACAAGCACGGAGUAUUGUUGGAUAAACAUCUCCGAAGAAUGCGCCGCUCGGCGAGUGAAGCGCCCUUCGUGGAAGACUGAAAAAUACGUAUAAACCUUAGCAAGAGCAAGAGCAUCAAUCUCGCUCACUGCUGGUCAGAACAGAACAAGAAAAGCGAUGCCACUGAAAACACAGAUGAAGACUCUGGGCGAGGCGAAAGAGUCGGACGCGGCCUGCAUCGCCGACAUCCACAUCGCCGCAUUCGAGGCAAACUUGCAGUUCAUCGCGCAAUUCCCAACCCCUCCUGUCCGCAAGGGUUUAUGGACAUCACUAAGGGACAAGGCAAUUAGCGAAAUACGCGAUCCAAAGUGGGUGGUCCUAGUUGUUCGCAACGAGGAGGAUCAAGUCAUCGGCUUUGCGAAGUGGUGUCGCCCCAUCCUGAAAUCCGAGAACUACGAGAAACCGCCCUGGCAAUGGCCAGAAGGAACAAAUAUGGCCGCCUUAAAUGAGUGGACGGCGAAGGUCGAAGCUGCAAACGCAAAGAUCCUCCACAACACGCCCUGCUACCGUUUAAGCUUCUGUGCUACGGAUCCUCGCUAUCAACGCCAGGGAGUGGCUUCUUUGCUGGUAGGAUGGGGUAUACGUCGCAGCAAGGAAGAGAAUAUUCCCGUUGCCCUUGAGAGCACACCCGAGGGAACAAUUUUCUACGAAAAGCUCGGUUUCAAGGCAGAAGGACGGAUCUCCAUGCAAUUAGAUGAUGUAGGCCAGGAUGGCGCAUCCGUACUUUAUGAGGAAACCUGCUUUGUCUUCUGGCCGGAUUUCGUAAGCUGAGUUCCGCGUACGGUACGAUUCGCUACCGCAGGUUAGGGUCAAAGUGGUGGGAGACAUCGCCUCAUAUCACGAAUAGAGAUAUGCAUUAGCACCAGCAGUACUUCUGCUUUCCAAUCCAACUCAGCGACUUUUCCUGCUCGUCCCCGUCCCCGUACCAUCUCAAACAACAGAUCCCAUCAUUCUCUCGCACCACUCUACGAUGGUCUAUCCCUGUGCGUUUGAUUAAUUCUUCGGCCAGGGGCGAAGGAUCCCACAAUUUCACAUGUUGUAAUCUCCAGUUCGCUGCCUCAGCCUGCGCCGCUUGCAGGACUGCUCUAAGCUCUUUCACCGGUAAAUCGGGCCGUUUGUUAUCAUCGGAGGAAUCGUCCAGAAGUAAGGUAUUCUCAAUGACUAGUCGUAAGAUGUAUAGCACGUUGCCCGAACACCCGUCUGGAGAUUUAUAAAACCGAUGGAUCCAGAUAGCCCAUACUCGAUUGCCCGGUUCUCCUGCAAUGGCCCCUUUAAUAUGCGGCUUUUUUUCCAGCAGUUUCUCGCAGUCAAACUCUUCUUUGUGGUGAUGCCAGAGCAUAUGAUCAUGAUCAGGAAGAAUCAUGUGUCUAGCUCUUCCGUCCUUAUAUGGACGGGCCAUAGCCUGGCGGAUUAUUGAUUCGUCAUCUGCACAGAGCUGACCUACCUCUUCAGCUAGAACACAAGUAGCACUGCGGCUCUCAAGUGGGGCGGGACUGAAUUCAAUGUGGUAGCUCGAGAACGGUUGCCAUCCCACAGCGGCAUAGAACUUGCUCCCAAUAUCCGAAAAAAGCACGCUUGCAGCGACUUUGCUGACUCCCUCCACCUGCCAAGUCGCCAGGACUUUACCCAACUCGGUCAACAUCCGUGAAGCGUAUCCUCGACGUCGAUACCGUGGAUUGCAGUAGACGCUGGCAACGCCAUGCGUGAUUGUCUCGGUGACAUUUCCGUUGGCAUCGCUGGUCAAUGAACGCUUGCGAACUGAUUCACACGAAGCCAAUAUCUGCCGGCGACCAGGAGGGAGCGUUUUAUCCACCAAAAUCCACUGUGUCAUUCCCUUGUUCUUCGCGAGUGGGAGGGUCGUGACAUAUGCGCAUCCUUCUAUAAAUUGGGGUACAGUCAGGGCGUCUUUCCAAGCAACUGACUGGAGUCUCCAAAUGAAGCUAUUCUCUUGGUCCGUUGGAUGGCUGAGAUGGAGGUCUGGUGAUGUGGCAUCCGGCAAUGUUGCAAUGUCAUCGUGCAUUGCCGUGCUUUCAGGGCCGCUUGGAUUCCCAGCAAGUUGCCCUGUUGUCUUUAGAGCAAGACCACCAGAGGGUUCGAGGACUGCUCCCUGUAACUUCGCG
This is a messenger RNA of Coccidioides immitis RS, 2312 nucleotides long. Its product is annotated as GNAT family acetyltransferase. NCBI's taxonomy places the organism in Eukaryota, Fungi, Ascomycota, Eurotiomycetes, Onygenales, Onygenaceae. Gene Ontology annotation, molecular function: acyltransferase activity, transferring groups other than amino-acyl groups. The transcript is spliced from 2 exons. The record is from RefSeq and is a predicted model, not a curated record. Bases 310 to 963 code for a protein of 217 amino acids.